CUCUUCGCCACCGCAUUUGCUCCACUUUUUUUCUCAAGCGGACGCAGAGAGAGAGAGAGAGAGAGAGAGAGAGAUGGGAGAGAUAAGAGCGGUCUUACUUGACGAGUCCGUAUUGCUUAGCUCCGGCAAUGGGGAUCGCGACACGCCGCGGCUGCGAUCAUCGGUCCCAGCUCUUCUCCGGCGGCUCCGCCACUCCAUGAUCCGUACGGGGAUAUCAUACGGGCUUGAUCUACCAGGAAACAAGGUGGAUGUGCUGAGAAAGACGGCCAUGGAAUAUUCAAUUGAUUGUUUUCCUUUAGAGUCAUCUUCAACAGGUGUUUCUUUCGGUGAUACUCUCAAAGCAUGGGUUAAUGAUGGGAGAAUUCUGUGUGUUGCUUCAGGCAGAAAAGAAAAUGCUCUGCGUGAACUAUGUUGCAGUCUUCUGGUUGUUGUGCUUGAUGCUGAAGAAAUCGCUUCAUCUGAUUCUAGCUUGUUUCAUAUCCGCAACCUUGAAGAGUUGCCAUUGACUAUUUGCUGCCUGAACAAAGAGGCUAUAGGUAAUGAUGCUGCUGUAGUUGGUUACAUUAUGAAGCCAUCUCGGGUGGAAGACUUUGCCAAGAGGGGUGCUUUACCCAUGUAUCCUACUCCAAAUGGGUUGAUAUUUCUGCCCCUCAUGUUUGAGUUCCCUCUGUCCUCUCAAGUCAAACAUGCUGAUAUCAUUUUCCACAAAGCAACUGAUGAAAUCUUGUCCAUUCAACUGAAUGGCUGCUCCUCAAACUCCUCUGUUACAGUUACAUUCUCUACUGGCAUGGAGGAACUUAGACGGUAUAUGGAAAAUCAAAAUGCUUCUGUUGUAGUUGACCCUCUUGACCAUAUUUAUCCUGUCCUGGACCGGCUCAAGAUGCAACACAUUCUUCUUGGAUUGGAGGAUCUUACUGCGACAGGCCGAAAGAUAAGGGGGGCUUGCUUUCUCAAGGUCGACAGUUUCAGUGAUCCUGAUAUGAAUCACAAGUUAUCUACAUCUGGGCUGUCUCUUCCAUGCAUUGUGAAACCUCAGGUUGCCUGUGGUGUUGCUGAUGCUCACAGCAUGGCAAUCGUCUUUCGAAUUGAAGAUUUUAAAGAUUUGAAUGUUCCUCUUCCUGCUAUUAUUCAGGAAUAUGUAGACCACUCGUCCAGGAUUUUCAAGUUUUACGUCCUCGGCGAGAAAAUUUUCCACGCAGUCAAGAAGUCAACUCCUAAUUCAGACUGUUUGAGGAGAUCAGCUGAGGAAAAUGGUCUCAGACCUAUACUCUUUGAUAGCUUAAAGUCUUUGCCAACUGGUACCGCAAUCCAGAACUCCGCAAGCGAGAUUGACUUAGGAUUAGUUACAGAUGCCGCGAACUGGCUCAGACGAAAGCUUGAUCUUACGAUUUUCGGCUUCGACGUGGUUAUUCAGGAAGGAACAGGAGAUCACGUGAUCGUGGAUCUAAACUACUUGCCGUCAUUCAAAGAAGUUCCGGACAGCGUGGCUGUUCCUGCAUUCUGGAAAGCUAUCAGAAACAGGUUUGAAACAUGGAAGAUCACGACACUAGCUUCCGUUUCGUCCUCUGCCUGAAUAUUUCAUCAUCACCGGUUCUGUUUUUUUUUUCGUAUGAACCAUAAAUCGCUUCAAAUUGUUUUCAUGUUCUGAGUUCUUUGUUUAAAGUAACUCCCGAAGCGUUGAUGUUUCAGCUUUUUGCCUGAAAUGGGAAUGUACCUAAUGAUGGAAUUAUUUAAUUUUAAUUUUAAUUUUAUUAUUUU
This is a messenger RNA of Tarenaya hassleriana, 1758 nucleotides long. Its product is annotated as inositol 1,3,4-trisphosphate 5/6-kinase 4. The record is from RefSeq and is a predicted model, not a curated record. Gene Ontology annotation, biological process: inositol trisphosphate metabolic process. The transcript has 12 exons. NCBI's taxonomy places the organism in Eukaryota, Viridiplantae, Streptophyta, Magnoliopsida, Brassicales, Cleomaceae. Gene Ontology annotation, molecular function: inositol-1,3,4-trisphosphate 5-kinase activity; ATP binding; inositol-3,4,5,6-tetrakisphosphate 1-kinase activity. Gene Ontology annotation, cellular component: cytoplasm. Bases 74 to 1573 code for a protein of 499 amino acids.